Seminavis robusta is the source of this 3574-nucleotide messenger RNA. NCBI's taxonomy places the organism in Eukaryota, Bacillariophyta, Bacillariophyceae, Naviculales, Naviculaceae. The record is from the annotation of a GenBank genome assembly.
CCACGGAAGCCAACUAACGAGAUAUCGAGAUAGAUGUACGGCACCAUUGCUCUCUUUUUGGGGUCAUUUUUGCCAUCAUUAAGAAGGCGUCUCGGACAGCUCGAUCGAUCGCUCGAUGAUAUUAUUCACGUGUGAGGCCUCCACAUGCUUUGCACAAGAGUUUCAUGUUGUCUUCACAACCUCUCGGCCUCAAUGGAUCCGAGUCGAAUCCAUCAUUACUACUUGACUUCUGACUUGGAACCAUGUCGUUUGGUCGAACCGUUCGUCUCAUUUCGCCGCCAGCUUUGCUCGCGGUCCUCAUUGUCGCAGCCAACAUUCGAAUCUUCAAUGGUUUCCUGGAACGAGCAAAGUACUCGGGCAGUAUUGAUGCCGUCGAUAGAAGAAUCAUGAUGGUAAGGACAGGACAAGAAGAUGGACCAAGCGACAGUGCUGCCGCCAAUAAUAUCUCAGCCGCCACACAGUGUCGCCUGGACUUGGACUCGUGGCAGAAUGCCAACAUUGAUCGAUGGAUGGAUUCCAAGGCUCCCUGGAUGGAAUGGAUUUGGGCCAUGAACGACAAGUCCACGGGCCAACGGUACUGGCUGGUCAUACUAUUGACCAUUGACACUGGCAUCGGCAACUACUUUGCUCCCAGGCUCAACAGGAUGGAGUGGAUGUGGCAGGACUCUUCGGGAAACAACCACACGGCAACACCUGUCUUUACCAAACGGUUGAAGCAACCUAGGAAUGACCGAGUGUAUCUCCGCUUGGAUCUACCUCCAACCAAUACUUACUCAUCAGACAACAACAACAACAACAACAACCACACGCAGCAGCAAGUAAUGGCCACUCCCAAGUAUCUUUGGCCGGACAAUGACGAACUACUCCAGAACACCACGUACCAUCUGGAACCGUACUUGCAGUGCAGCAAUUUGGAACGACGACACAAACCACCGCCGCAUGUCAAAGUUGGGGCCUGCAUCACACGAUUUUGGGGACAGCACGAUCUACUGCCCGAGUGGAUUGAAUAUCAUCGUCUCAUUGGAGUGCAGCACUUUUGGCUCUUUGUAUCCGAGCCAUUUGAAAACGUCCGGAACAACCACAAGCUACCACACAACAACAACCAGGACGUUACCUACAUUCCCUAUCAUUAUACAUGGGCACGGCAUCAACACAAACGGCCCAACGCUACCUUGAAAUUUGGUGGAGAAAGCAUGUUCCAAGCAGCUGCCAUCAAUCAAUGCUUGUAUUUGGCAAAACAGUACGACUUGGAUUGGAUUUACACUCCCGACGUGGACGAAUACGUGGCAGUCCUGGACCCUGAACUACUAGUGAACAACAGCCAAGCUCCUCUUCCCGCUUACCUCGAACGAACAUUUGCCCAGGAUUCGGAUCCAGCCACUCUGGGGCAAGUAUGCAUGGAGGGAGUGGCGUUUGGUCGGAACAAACUCACAGAGCCACUGCAGGACAAGAACGAGAAUGCCAGCACAUCGGACCAGUUCCAGCUUACCAUCGACUUUACCUAUCGACUCAAUCGAACCAAGGGAAGCACGGGAGGGCGUCGCAAGUGUUUCUAUCGCCCUGCGGUGGUCAACGAUGCCUGGGUACACUUGGCACGAGAUGGUGGCCGCAGCAUCAACACGGAUCCCAACCAGGUGGAUUUGUACCACUACCGAUCGCCACUGUUGGGAGUGUUUCAACACAAGGGAACCGAUGCCGACUUGGUGUCCUAUCCGGAAAUACGCGAUCGAUACCGAGACAAGAUCCUCGCUGCCCUUUACGAAUCCAAUGCCCUCAUGCCAAACUUUGCGGCCCACGUAGACCUUGGAUACAACUCCACUCCUCCACAUCCGCAGAAAACAUCGUGAUGACUCCUUUGGAACCUCCCGCGUACAGACUGAAACACUUGGCCUGUGUUGUUGCGGCAAUUGCAGUAAAAGGGGGGGGGGGAGAAAAGUGUGCAAGGAAGAAUGAGAAGGGGAGGAAGUCAGUGGGAAACAAUUGGAGGGCGACAAGAGAGCCAAGAAGACAGAAAUGACUCGACGUCAAGGGAAUGCUACGACGGCUAGCUGGGGGACACUGGUUGUUCCGAAGCGUGCCCCAUCGCUCAGAUUGUUGAUUGGGGUUGUCUCCAAGGAAUCCCAAUCGAAAGGCAGGGAAGGGGUCCAAAAGGGAAGAUACCGGUUGUUUAGCCAUUGAUAUCAACACGGAGCGAGGCGGGCAAGUGAUGAUAAUCUAGCUAGACAAUGAGAGGACUUUCCAACACGUUGAUAGGAACUGAGCCUUUGUCGAAACUAUAUGCACAUGUAGUUGUUCAAUACCCAUGCAAUGAAUGCAGCUCAAGUACCGUAUUUAAUGGCUGGCAUUAGUAUUGAUACCGGACAAACAACGUGCUGAUCUGUGGUGUGAUUGAUUGUCAUGGAUCCGGUCAAACGUUGCAAGGCACAUGACGGAGCCUUUUUGUUUGGCUUGACGGCGAAACAGACCGUGCUUCAUCCUGGACCAAAUAGUGGCCAGGGAGAGAAGUCCCUGUAUCGGUUUGUAGAUACUAAUACGCGUAGCCUUCGCCAUCUCGACGAUUCCGAGGAAACGACAGCUCAACCAGAAGCAAGGGGUCUACGUUCAGGCAACGAUAACUCCGCUGACACCUGAGCCGAAGAUCUAAAGGCAGCUUCAUCCUUCGAAAUCCAAGCCAACAGCUGUAGAAAGACCAGAAAGCAGUUCUGAAUUGCCGUGUUAUUAUAGUCAUCUGGGAUGCUAAUUGUGAUAUUAUAGUGUUUAGUACUGGUGACCCGAUUGUGCUGCCUUGGCUCCCAGUUCGAAAUGCUUGGUCCUCUUCAAGCACAGCUGCUUCUUGGUCUUACACUUCUUACAUUCGAGACGAAGGACAACCUUUCUUGUGGUCUUGGCCUUCUUGUGGAAGACGGGCUUGGUUUGGCCUCCAAAUCCCAUUUGCUUGGAGUCGUAUCGGCGCUUGCCUUGUGCAAAGUUACUGGCCUUACCAGCCUUGUACUGGGUCACCUUGUGUAUGGCAUGCUUCUUGCACUUGCCAGCACAGUAAGUUUUGCGCUCUUUUGGAACAUUCACCAUGGUUCAAUAUUUCAAUACUAUGAAAACCUAAGAAGGAAAGGAAAGGAAAGACAGUGGAAGGGAAGGAAGUGGUUAGACCAUACCGCACAUUGAUGAAGUUAUCCAUUGUCCUCCGGCUACGCCAUUCCCCAACUGCGCCAUGGUGCUACUUACUUGAUCGACUGCGAUAACAACGACGAUGACAAGAAGCAAAGCAAGGGAACGCGUUGCGGCUGUGGUGAAGAUGAGAAAGGUGGGGUGAGGGCGAAUGAGUAAGUGGUAGGAGGUACACGGGACUGUAACUUCAUUCAUGAAUUUUCGAUUGUUUCGAAUUUUAUCGAAAUAAGUCGAGUCGAAUUUAACAUCCUUCGAAGGGAUCUCUCAGUUUUCAUCUCGGUACUGGUACUGGUACCAGUACCGGUACCUGGUACUGGUAUGUACCUGGUACAUGUAUGGUACGGGUAAGCCGGUAAGAUUCAAACUAAGGUACUCUAGCUAGAAGAAAGCUAGUAGCUACUACAGUACA